Talaromyces atroroseus is the source of this 867-nucleotide messenger RNA. RefSeq lists its product as hypothetical. The record is from RefSeq and is a predicted model, not a curated record. NCBI's taxonomy places the organism in Eukaryota, Fungi, Ascomycota, Eurotiomycetes, Eurotiales, Trichocomaceae. The coding region runs from base 1 to 867 and encodes 288 amino acids. The transcript has a single exon. Gene Ontology annotation, molecular function: nucleic acid binding.
AUGUCGCGGCCAACCUACGAAGAUGAAGACUACUUUGUACCUCUGGAGGAUCAACGCGUCUUUGGCGCUGGAAUAAAGAGAAAACGAGUCCCUUUCGUUCGAGCGUCCGACGAUCUCCGAACGACGUCUGCUCCUCCAAGCAAUGAACCUGUUACCAGCGUCGCCGACCAAUACCUCGCUAUUGUGAUGUCCAAGAAACACAAGAAGGAUUCAAAGGAUGCAAAAAUACAGGGAAACGGAGAUAUAUCCGUACCUGAUGGUCGGAGCGCCUCGGAGCCAGUCUCAUCGGUAGCGCCGUCUGAGAGUACCAUCACUGAAAACGAGAACAGCGCAGACACGCGAAUAAAAGAUGCCGCCACGGCCGCUCAUGCUGAUUUGUGUGAAGUCUGCAAACUUCCCGUUACUGUGGUGGACAGCAUGAAAGGGGGCCCUAGCCAAGUCGAGGCGACAUCAUCCAUAACGCCCAGAGAAACGCCACAUGAGGCUUCAAUUGUUCACCAAGUUUGUUUACAACAUUCACAUCCGCCAUCCCAUUUAGAUCGUAAUCGGCACGGACUGCGAUAUCUUGCAUCUUACGGCUGGGACCCUGAUAGCCGUACAGGUCUGGGCGCGGAAGGCCGCACCGGUAUACUACAGCCCAUCAAACCCAAAGUGAAAACAACUACCUCCGGUCUGGGCAUUAAAGCUGAAGAUGAAGAGGCUAUUGCUGCCAGUAAGAACUUGCGAAAGCAGCAGCAAGAACAACGUCAAAAGCUCAACGCGAAACAAGUGCGCCUUGGGCAAUUGGCAGACAAAAAGAAAGGGGAAAAGUUGCGCGAAUUAUUCUAUGCCAGCGAUGACAUUCAACGGUAUUUAGGUGGCACUUAA